Molecule: messenger RNA, 5072 nt
Organism: Callorhinchus milii (elephant shark)
Lineage: Eukaryota; Metazoa; Chordata; Chondrichthyes; Chimaeriformes; Callorhinchidae
Product: zinc finger MYM-type protein 3
Exons: 26
Coding region: 286-4902 (1538 amino acids)
Molecular function (GO): zinc ion binding
Source: RefSeq, a predicted model, not a curated record
AUAUAAAAAUAUAUAUCUGUGUGUGUUAAUUUUACUGUAAUUUCUUCUCCAUUGUUAGAAGGUGGGGGUACAUUGACCUGACUGCUAACCUGUACUUGGCCCUCGCAGUCUCAUCUUCCUUCAUGCAUGAGCUUGGCAUGUGUGGGUGUGGUGUAGGGGAGGGGGUUACCGACAAAUGCAGAGAUUACCUCUUGAAUGGUUUUGAUGUUGUAGUCACUGCAUUAUUACCUAUGGGGUUCGAUUCCUGGGCGGGGUGUAACCGUGGUUUAUGUACUGUUUGUAAACAUGGACAUCACAACAUCUACGAACUGUCUUCCCAUCGCACAGACACAAGAUCUCGGCAGUGACCUCCCCACCCCAGUCAACAUGGAGGCACCUCUCAGUCCGUUGGAGCCUGAGGCCGAGAGGGGGCAGGGCCCAGCUGCUGAGGACCCAGGCUUGCUCAAGAGCCCAGCUGCCAACGAGCAGGUCACCGUAACUCUGAACUCUGAUGGAGGCAACGAGGUGUGGAUCAAACCCAAAAGCUUUGGGGAGGGGAAGUGCGAGGGGAGGGAACUGGAAGCGUUUUACAACGACUCGCCACUUGGCCAUGGGCAGGUGGGGGGCUCGGGCUACAGACUGAACGACCCCUGUGGAGCGGGCGAGGGUGAUGUGGACUACCUGCUGCAGACCACAGGGCCUUCGUCCGACCCUGAGGAGGCAGAGGACUACCCUGAGGUGGAGGAUUAUCCGAAGACGAUGGAGGAGUCUUACCCGAGGGUGAUGACGGAGCCCGAUGCCGAUUCACCAGGGCCGGCAACAACCAUUGCGGAGAUGGAGCACAGAGAGCCGGUGACAGAGGGUGGGGAGCAGGAGGUGGCGUUUGGAGAGCGGCAGAUGGAGCCAAGGGAAAUGGAGUGCAGAGAUCAGGAGGAGGAGCCUGGUGAGCAGGAGGUGGAGCCUGAAGAGGCGGAGCUUGGGGAACAGGAGGUGGAGCCUGAAGAGGCGGAGCCUGGGGAGCAGGAGGUGGAGCGUGAGGAGCAGGAGAUGAACUGCGGAGAGCAAGAGGAGGAAGACAGCCCCCAGCCCCCCUCUGACACAGCCUGCCCAGGCUCUCCUUCCACCCCAGAGGGAGUGAAGAUCGGUGAUUGGAAAAGACCGGAGGAGCCUGACCCCUUGGGAGAGAUGCAGGAAAACGAAUACAAGGAACCCUGCAUGGGAGAGGAGGAGGGGAAGGAGAGUGAGGAUUGUGAUCCCCAGUUGAAAAAAUCCUUUAUAGAGGACCUCUCAACAGUGCCUGCUGAAGCUGAAGAUACAAAGACCUUCACCUGCGGAACCAGUACAGUUUUUGAUGAAGUGGAUGUGAAGCCGGACAAGGACACGUUGCUCAAGGAAAGCAUGGAAGCGGGAAAGGAGUCCUCAGAUUCACAGAGAUGUACUUCCUCAGCCAAACCCAAUGCAAAGGACAGUUCCACAGGCACUGAGGAGCGCAAGGAAGAGGAGUACGUCUCUCGGAGGCCCAGGCGUGCCACCAGGUUAUCUUUCCAGGCAGCCGAAGCCCAGGCUCAGGCCCAGGCCGCACAGACUCUGUCCCACCGGCCACAGAGACACUCUCGAUCCUUGGUCAAGGUGACGUGUGCCAAUUGCAGGAAGCCCCUGCAGAAGGGACAGACAGCUUACCAGAGGAAAGGGGCCCCUCAGCUCUUCUGCUCUUCCACAUGUCUCACCACAUACUCUCAGAGGCCAACCUCGAUCAAGAUAUGCACCUUCUGCAACAAGGACAUUUUCAAUACAAAGGAGUUGGUGGUGGCACAGGCUGGGUCAAGCCAAUCCUUCCAAGAAUUCUGCAACACCACCUGCCUAUCGUUGUAUGAGGCCAAGCUCUUGAAACCCACACUGUCCGACGAAUCUGCUCGCUGCAGCAUCUGCAACAAGAAGGGGAAGAUUCUGCACGAGGUCAGUAAUGGGAACGUGGUGCACCGGUUGUGCAGUAACGCCUGCUUCAGCAAGUUCCGAGCUAGCAACGGCCUCAAAACCAACUGCUGUGACAACUGUGGCGUUUACUUCUACAACCGGGGCUUCAUGCUCCAGUAUCUGUACCACGAGGGGCAGCAGAGGAGGUUCUGCAAUACUGGGUGCUUGAACAUGUACAAGAAGAAGAAUACUAAAGUGCUGCCUUGUGCUUGGUGCAAGACUAUGGGGAAGAACUUUGACAUGAUCGCGAACGUUGACACUACGGGCAAGAUGGGUUUUUUCUGCUCCCUGUGCUGCAUUACCUCAUACAAAGUCAAGCAGUCCGGAACCGUAGCUCCCAAAUCUAAAUGCAGGUAUUGCAAGAAGAGCGUUCUGGAGCGGGUUUAUUACAACAUGACUGACCGGGUCGUGCACCAGUUCUGCAGCCCCAACUGUUGGACCAACUUCCAGCAAUCGACACCUGAGGGUUGCAUUCAGCUCAAUUGUACCUACUGUCACAAUAUCUUCACUGGGAAACCGGAAAUAUUAGACUGGCAGGGCAGCGUGCGGCAGUUCUGUUGCAAGGUGUGCUGCGAGGAUUACAAGAGGCUGCACGGAGUGGUGUCGAUCUGUGAAUACUGCCGGCAGGAGAAGAUACUUCAUGAAAAGAUCAAGUUCUCAGGAGUGGAGAAGAACUUCUGCAGCGAAGGUUGCGUACUGCUUUACAAACAGGACUUCACCAAAAACCUGGGGCUGUGUUGCAUCACGUGCGCUUACUGCUCUCAGACCUGCCAGAGGGCCGUGACCAAAGAGCUGGACGGGAAUACGUGGGAUUUCUGUGGGGAGGAAUGCAAAAGCAAGUACUUGCUGUGGUACUUCAAGGUAGCCAGAUGCCAUGCCUGCAAGCGUCAGGGCAAGCUUCUGGAAACCGUACACUGGCGCGGGGAAAUUAAACACUUCUGCAACCAGCAGUGCCUCUUGCGCUUCUACAGCCAGCAAAACCAGCCCAAUCUAGCGACGCAGAAGGGACCCGAGAGUCUGCUCAACAAAUCGUCACGUAUGGGGGCGCAGAGGCGUGACGCAUUGGUGCUCCGACGCUCUGCGCCACGGAGUGGUAGAAACCCGGUUCGCGUCCGCGACUCCCCAUGCGGCGGGUUGACGAUUUCAGUCGUGCCGCGGGAUGGAAGCGGUGACCGGAGACCAGAUCAGGCGCAGGAGUCUAAGAACGCCGCAUCUCCAACUCCCAUGAAAUUUGAAACCAAGGCAUCCAAGCCCCUACCUCCUUCACCCCCCUCUCCACCCCCGCCACCUCCUGUGACCCUCAAGAACAAGGCUGUGCUGUGCAAGCCCUUGACUCAGAAUAAAGGUAUCUCCUGCAAGCCUGAAAUGAAAUCCAAAGGCUGUCAAACGGAGGAAGAGUGGAAGCCCCGGCUGAUUGUGGUACCCAUCCCUGUACCAGUGUUUAUACCAGUGCCUUUGCAUAUGUAUUGUCAAAACACACCAGUGCCUUUAUCCGUGCCAAUCCCGGUCCCCAUUCCAAUGUUCCUUCCAACCACUCUCGAGAACACCGAUAAGAUCGUGGAGACCAUCGAGGAGCUGAAAGUCAAGAUCCCAUCCAACCCCUUUGAGGCCGACAUACUGGCCAUGGCCGAGAUGAUUGCGGAGGCUGAGGAGAUGGAGAAAGCUUCGUCUGAUCUCUGUGACCUGGCCAGUAACCAAAGUGCUGAUGGCCUGCUGGAGGACUGUGACCUGUUUGGAUCUGGCAGAGAUGAUGUGUUGGCCAUGGCAGUCAAAAUGGCCAACGUUUUGGAUGAGCCAGGGCAGGAUUUGGAGGCAGACUUCCCCAAGAAUCCGUUGGAACUCAACUCUGGUGUGGACUUCCUGUUCGACUGUGGCCUGGUGACGACCGACGAAGAUCAAGCGGAGCCUGAGAUCCCGCGAGCUGUCAGGAGGGGUCAGAAGCGAAUAGUGCUUUCAGAGAGCUGUUCCCGGGAUUCGCUGACCAGCCAGCAGUGCUGCACUGGACUCAACUACUCGUAUGGAGUGAACGCCUGGAAGUCCUGGGUCCAGGCCAAGUACGCCAGCGGCGAAACCAACAAAAGCGAGGAGCUGCGAUUUGGCCCCAAACCGAUGAGGAUUAAGGAGGACAUCCUGUCCUGUACGGCGGCAGAGCUGAACUACGGGUUGGCCCAGUUUGUGAAAGAGGUUCAGAGACCGAAUGGGGAGCACUAUGAGCCGGACAGCGUCUACUACCUGUGUCUAGGGAUCCAACAGUACCUGCUUGAGAAUAACCGAAUGAUCAACAUCUUCACCGACCUUUACUACCUGACCUUUGUGCAGGAGCUGAAUAAAAUGCUGAGCGGCUGGCAGCCCAGCCUGCUCCCCAACGGUUUGAUAUUCUCCCGGGUGGAGGAGGAGCAUUUGUGGGAGUGUAAACAGCUGGGAGUCUACUCUCCCUUCGUCCUCCUCAACACUCUGAUGUUCUUCAACACCAAGUACUUUGGGCUGAGGUCGGUGGAGGAGCACAUCCGACUGUCCUUCACCAGUGUGGUGCGUCAGUCCAGGAAGUGCUCCACCUCCCGUGGUUCCAUCAAGCUGGUCAGCAUCCGUUACUACCUACCCGCUCACUGCAAGAAAGGCCGUGACCAAAACAGCACUGUGGGGAAGAGGAAACGUGAGGAGGAUGUUGCUGUGAUGGAGCAGAGGGAAAAUCGAAUGAACCCACUGAGAUGUCCUGUGAAAUUCUACGAGUUCUACCUCUCCAAAUGCCCCGAGAGUAUGAAGAGCAGGAACGAUGUGUUUUACCUACAGCCUGAGCGAUCAUGUGUAGCUGAGAGUCCGCUCUGGUACUCGGUUAUCCCCAUGGACCGCAGUAUGUUGGAGAGCAUGCUGAACAGGAUCCUCGCUGUCAAGGAAAUCUACGAUGACCACUCGAGGGAGGCGCUGGAGGAGGACGAUGUGGAAGGCUGACACCAGGCUAGCGGCGGCCACUGCUCUUGCUCAUGUCUGAAACUUUUGGGGUUUGCCCAAGGGGAGGGGUGGGUGGGUGGAGUGGGAGAGGGGGUAGAGGAGGAGGGAAAAGGGGGUCCGUUGUAGGCUGAAAUGGGAGGCGGGAGAUCAAUAAAAUGACUACGCACAAA